UCGCACACAAUCGUGGUUAGUUUUGGGGACGCGUUAAGACAAUUUGGGAGUGCAUGCACCGUAUGUGUCGAUGAUUAAGAAAAUUGUCGCGUUCAUAACUGUUUCUAUGCAAAAUAUGUUGCGGCUUUGCAUGGCCUAACGACGGAACGUUGUCACGACGACUCGCACUACGCAUUAUAACGGAACUGAUCGCAACUAGAGAAAUACAAGAAUCAUGUUUUAUGCACAUUUUGUGUUGGCCAAAAAAGGGCCUCUAGCCCGUAUAUGGUUGGCUGCUCAUUGGGACAAAAAACUAACAAAGGCACAUGUAUUUGAAACCAAUAUAGAAAAAUCAGUAGAUGGUAUAUUACAACCAAAGGUUAAAAUGGCCUUGAGAACAUCUGGUCAUUUGCUAUUGGGAGUUGUACGAAUUUACUCAAGAAAAGCAAAAUAUUUGUUGGCUGACUGCAAUGAGGCUUUUGUAAAAAUCAAAAUGGCAUUCAGGCCAGGUAUGGUAGAUCUACCUGAAGAACAUAGAGAAGCAGCUGUAACAGCUAUUACUUUACCAGAAGUAUUUCAUGAUUUUGACACUGCUAUGCCUGAGCUUAAGGAUGUUGAUAUUGAAGCCCAAUUUAGUUUGAACCAGUCUAGAGCAGAGGAAAUAACAAUGAGAGAAGAUUAUGGUAGUUUGUCCUUAGUCACACAUGACCAAGGUUUUGGUGACAUGAGUUUUGAUGCAGAACCACCAGAAUUACUAAGACACGGAAGUGGUAUAGAACCUUCAUUAGACCAGAGUCACAUGUUGUUCAGUGAUGGACCAGGAAUAGAAACAGCAUUGGAACAAAAAGAAAAAGAGCCAGUAGCAGGAACAUCCUCCACAACUCAAGCUAUGGAUAUAGAUACACCCAUCAGAGAUGAUGGUUUUGGUGGUCAUCUUGGCCAAGACAUUAUAUCGGGUGGCCUCUUUGAAGGUGGUUUAUUUGAUGAAGCUCCAAUGGGUGAAGUACCUGUACCUGAGGUUAGUUCAAUAACUGAACAACAGGAAGCAGGUGCAGUUCCUGGUACUGCUGCUUCUGUUCACGAUGAAUCUGAUGAAGAUAUGGGCGAUCAUUUUGGUGGUCCGGCAUCUCCGAUGGGAGGCAUGAGCUCUGACGGCUCUAGACCAACCACACCAGUAGCUGCUGGGGAAGAAAUCGAAGGAAGAAUAAGCGUCGCCAGUCGUCGUUUCACACCAGCUCCACCAGCUGUUCCAGAAGAACACGCUAUCGAUAACAUAGAAGAACCGCCACCAUUGCAAGAUCAAACCACUUUGCUACACGAUGAAGAAGAAAGCUUCGCACUAGCUCCGAUCGACGCAUCCGCUUUAAAAGGUUUUACAAAAGCUAAACGCAAACGUAAACUUAUUGUCGACGAAGUGAAAAAUAUUUCUGGUGAAGAAAUGAAGGCACAAUUAUCAGAUACUACUGAUAUCAUCACAACGUUGGACUUGGCACCGCCAACAAAAAGAUUAAUGCAUUGGAAGGAAACUGGUGGUGUAGAGAAACUGUUUGCUUUGCCAGGAAGGCCGAUCCCAGCUCGUGUUCUCUUUAAAAAUUAUCAAAGACACUUAACCAGCAAAUCUUAUGAUCAUGAAGACUUCGGGCGACUCGGAGCCGAGGAAGAUGGUAUGCCUUUAGAGCAAAUGAGAGAUGCUCCAGAAGCAGAAACAUCCAAUUAUGAACAAAGUAUUCUUAAUAAACGUAUGGGACGAAAACGAAAAGCGCCGCAGGAUGAUGAGAUAAGGCCUCCUCCACCACCACCCCAGGCACCUCCAGCAGACGUCAGUCAAUCGUCAGUAAACGCCGAGGCAGUAGAAGUACCAAGUUUAAUCCCACAACAAAGUCUUCCGUCUUCAGAGUCGCCUGUACCACCCGAAGUACCUUUACCAGCGGAAACAACGGUUUCCGACAUCUGUAGCAUUGUGCCUUCCAUCGAACCAUCAGAGGUAGUAUCGCCGUCUUCCGAAACACCGGUGCUCAACACAGAAACACCACAAUUCGCACCAGCUGAAGUUAACUCGGUACUCAACACAAACGAAGAACCAGUAACACAAGCACCAACACAAGAGAUGGCUAUUAUUACCGCUAUACAACCAUCCGAUAUGCCUCAAAUGGAAAACAUGGGUUACGAUCAAGCGCAACCACAAGUCUCAUAUAUAGGUUACGACGAACAUCAUCCUCCGGCACAUACACCUGGUGCAAUUUCCGAAAGAGGACCUGCUACACCCUGGAAUCACGAAGAUUAUGAGUUUCCGCCGUCCGUGGGACCUCAAGAGGAGCAGCAGGUGGAUGAAACUUAUGAACAGUUUGAAGAGCGUGUUCUCAACAAAAGAGCAGCACAUAUGUAUCACGUUAUUAAGAGCAAACUGGAUACCAAAGAUAAAUUAACGUUAUCAGAAAUGGCAUUUAAGAAUAACCGCAAGCAGGUUGCACAGAAAUUUUAUACACUGUUAGUGCUGAAGAAAUUUCAAGUACUAGAACUUCAUGAAGAAUAUUCAUAUGCCGAAAUUACAGUCACAAAAGGACCAAAAUUCGAAAACCCUGCGUUAUAAAGGUAUUCAAUCCUAAUUAUAUAAUUUCGAACACGAACAAGGAUGAACAAAAUUUUAUCUAUGCAGAAAAUAUCAAAAAUAAUUAUUCAUGUUUUCUUUCUUUUUCUCAUCAAAGCAAAUCAUAGAAUAAUAUAUUGAACUUGCUUUCUUAAUACAAAAUCUAUAAAAAAUAAAAAUAAUUAUUUUGUUUUGGAUCCUCUGUCUUAAGCAAAUGAAUGUUAUAUACCAAAAUUGCAAAUAAGAUCUAUUAAUCAUAUUCCAUUCCUUUUUUUAUACUGCAUUGACGCUUUUUUUAUUUAGAUGUAAUCAUUAACUUUGCUAAACUUCUGUUCCUACAAAAGUCUAUAAAGUUUAUGUCAUUCAUCAAGCCAUACAGGGUUUGUAAAUAAAAUGAGUAAAUAGUUAAAAAAUAUUUUACAACAUACACACAUGUGUGUAUUUAUCAUUACUAACUUCUUAAAUCUAUAUUACAAAAAGGUCCAAAACUACAAAUAUAUUAUUGACAUAACUUUCUAAAUUUUGAUAUAACUCAUAAUUUUUAUUGAGAUAGGUAUGUAAUAAUAGAAUGUUAAUGCAGUUACAUAUAUAUAUUUCUAGAUUAUUAAUUUAUAAGGUAAAAAACUAAUCCAGAAAUUUACUUAUAGUGCUUAUACACACAUUUAUUUGUAACAAAACAGUUAUUAAUGGAAGAGUCAAUUUAAGUAUUUGUGAAUAAUAAUUUUAUGUAUUAUUUUUGUGUUGUCUAACAACAUGCUUCUAUUUUCACUCGCGUAAAGAUUGUGCGCGUAUUUACACAUAAUAUGUGUAUAUAUAAAUAUAUAUAUUCUAUAUUAUACAUAUUAUAUAAAUACGUCUCAAAAUUAAUUAUAAUGCAGACAUGUAAGAACCAUAAAUUUUAUGUUAACAAUACUUUACUUACGAUUGCAGAGUCAAUUUUAUAGGAAUUAUGAAAUAUUUUGUUCUUUAGUAAUAUAUUUAUUUGGAGUAAAUAAAAAUUAUUAUCAAAUAGGUAUAUACAUUACAAAUAAUUUAAUUAUGGUGCUGACUAUUUUCUUAGAGAAAAUAGUGUGUACUAUAGUCUCAGAAAAAAUCAUUUAAUGAUUUGUUCUAUUUGUAUACCUACCUUAAUGGGGUAUAAGAAUGUUACAAAAAUGAAAAGAAAAACUAUAUUUUAGCAGACUGGUCAUUUACCAUAAAAAUUUUGCAAUGAAAUCGUAAGUUUGCAUUGUAAAUAAACAUAUACUACAAUUCAGAUGAAACAAAUCGUUAAAAUAUAAUCAUAAGUAAUUUAGUAACGCGUCAUAAAAUUUAAAAGAAUCAAUCAACUGUCACGGUGUAGUAAACAUUGUAAAUAACAUCAUUACUAUUUAACGAUUCAUUGUCUAUUCGAAAAAUAAAUAUCAUUUAUAUAAUA
Molecule: messenger RNA, 3983 nt
Organism: Odontomachus brunneus
Lineage: Eukaryota; Metazoa; Arthropoda; Insecta; Hymenoptera; Formicidae
Gene: vtd
Product: double-strand-break repair protein rad21 homolog
Exons: 13
Coding region: 215-2569 (784 amino acids)
Biological process (GO): replication-born double-strand break repair via sister chromatid exchange; mitotic sister chromatid cohesion; synaptonemal complex assembly
Cellular component (GO): synaptonemal complex; cohesin complex
Molecular function (GO): protein binding; chromatin binding
Source: RefSeq, a predicted model, not a curated record